This is a messenger RNA of Drosophila virilis, 3021 nucleotides long. RefSeq names its product Gaulos (gene Glos). The record is from RefSeq and is a predicted model, not a curated record. Lineage: Eukaryota; Metazoa; Arthropoda; Insecta; Diptera; Drosophilidae.
UUCGGUUCGCAAAUUUUUAGCUACCCAAAAAAAGUUGAGCAAGAAAUUUCGUAUUGGCGCGAGCUCGAAAGCAAAAUGCACGAUUUGCGCGCCUUAAACAACUGCGAGGUGUUCAAACAAAUACGCGUCGAGCUGGUCGAUUUCCAUACAAAAACAAAGCGCCUGAACAGCUUCAUUUAUUUUAGCGGCAACGAGGAGAACAUACGAAAUGUGGCAGAUCGCGUGCUGCACGUGCUGCUGGAGCACGGCCUCGUUGAGCAGCAGUCGCAGCCCUCGCAGCUGGUCAAACCGAAUCCCAGCGCCGAUCUCGACCAGCUGCGCGGCACUCUCAUGUAUCUGAUCCUGAACAGCGUGGUGGGCAAGAGCCAGAAGGAGGAGCAGGAGCUGGCACGCUGGAAUCCGCAGUGUGUACACCUGCUGAAACAAUUUCCGGAGCCGCUGCCCCAGUUGCUCACCGUAAGCGUACUUCUGCUCUGCGGCCUGGAGCAAAUGCUGCUCGAGUUCUUGGCCUGCGGUCCACAUUGGCUGACCUCGCAGUACUUUGAUUGCCUCAACAAUCUGCUGGGCCAUUUGGUGCCCGGCAAGCGGGAGACGCUGCCGCUCAUCGGCGGCGCCCUGUCCGCCGUGACCAAGGCCAUUUGCUACCAGGCGCAGUCCAAUCUCAGCCUGAUGGACAAUGCGCUGCGGCUGUUGCAGCGACAUUUGCUGAACAGCGAGGAGCGCCUGCGCUCGCUGAGCUCCAAGAAGCGCCAGCGCUAUCUGGGCGAGGCCAUGUGUCAGCUGCUCGACGUUCUGCUGGAGAUUAUGGCUGCACUGCAGCAGCCACCGGAGCUGCCGGCCUACUUUAUGGUCUACGCAUUGCACUCGCCCACAUCGCAGGAGUCACCGCCCUCGUCGUUGGAGCAGCUGCCUUCGGUGUCGCCACAGCUGCGCGAAUUUGGAGCCAAGGUAAUGGACAUGCUGCAGCUGCUGCUGCAUCAUAUAAGCGUGGACACGUACAUGGCCUGGCAGGAGAUGACUUCCAGCCAGCUGCUCUUCCACCUCCAGGCGCAUGUCGGCAACAAGUGCCAGGCGCUGACCCCACUGCUGGCCAAAGAUGAGACCCUCAAGACGCACACGCUCCGCGCACAGCUGGCCAAUUUCGAGGACGGCGCCCAGACGUUCGAGCAGCGCCUGGACACGCUCACCCUGGGCGAGUUGCUCAGCCUGCUCGAUGGCGAAAUGGGCGUCGUGCCCGACGAUCAGCUGCUGGCCGCGCUCAACGAACUGCUACGCCGUCCCAUUUGCUUUGGCAACGAGGAGUGCGUCGAGACGAUGGCUGGACACAUCCAGCUGCUCGGCGUGGCCCAUGCGGAGCUCAUGCUGGAGCAUUUGGGUCAGGUGCUGACCCUUCACGAUGACGACAACGACGACGCUGACGACUGCGAUCCGAAUGCACCUUACAGCGAGCUGCUGCAAAGCGUCCUGCUGCCCAUCUAUCAGACGCGCUGCAGCAGCCAAGAGAAGCUGAAGCUGCUCCACAAACGCGACCAGCUGCAGCUGCUUAGCCGCUUCACGUUCACGCGCGACAAUCACAAUUCGCGUCGCAUCUAUUUCUUCAACCAGCUGAGCUGCUCCAGCGAGCGCUUUCCGCUCGACCAGUUUCUGGAUCUGUGCUACGAGGAGCCGGCGCAGACCUGGCUGGGCCUUGCCCAGCUGGCCAUGACCCAUCGACGCUUUGCCACGCUCUACUGGCAUGUUGCCGCCAGCUGCUCGCCCCAUGCCCGGCAUCAUGUGGGCUACACUGUACGCUGCCUGCUCCUGGACGAGCGUCUGCUCUCGCUGCCCAGCUCUGGGGAUUUGAUCGUGCGGCUCUAUGAGCAGCCGGUUCUAUUAAAUGGCAUGCGCUAUCGCCAGGUUAUCAAGUGCCGGCGACAGCGUCUCAACCACGCCCUGCGCCCCCGCCCCCGCCGGUUGCGCGAACUGACGCUUAAUCUCAGUCUGGACGCGCUGCCGUACAGCGGCCAGCAGCUGCACGCCGGCCAGGACAACUAUCUGUCCGCCUGCGCCGCCGGUCUCGCCCGUUUCAGCGAAACACGCAACUACACAGCGAUCGAGCGGCUGCUAAAGACGCUGCUCAGUUUGGAGGUUGUGGAGCAGCGCAUCGUGCGCUGCAGCCACAAAUCGUACAAGGAGCAGAGACGUCGCCUCACCCAGGCGUCAGAGCACAGGCUGCAGCUGGCGCGGCACAAGCUGCAGCUGGCCAGAGGCUAUGUACGCCUGCACGGGCAGCUCAGCUCGUGGCGUAUCAGCAACUGGCCGCUGGCCUCGCAGAUCGUGCUUGUCAUGGAUCAGCUACGCGGCACGCUCGAGAACUUCGAGCUGGCACGCAUCGCGUUGCUCGAUCUGGUCGUCGAAUACCACGUCAACAACAUGGCGCGAUCCGUGUUCAUGUCGCCAGAGAUGCGUUGCCGAAUGGUGGGACUGAUCGGCUCCGGGUUGCAACAUGCGCAGCUGUGGAAGGGCGAGCAGCUGGCCGCACUGCUGGAGGAUCCCGACAAGAAGCGCGAGACCAGCGAGUACACAGCGUUACUGCGACAGGCCUCAACGCUGGAGGCCGUCAAUCUGUUGAGCGGCGCCAUCCGUCAUAAGUUGGACGGCGCCGUCAUGCACAGCCUGGCCGAGGAGGUGAACCGGCUGAACUCGCCGAAUGCCCAGCAUGCCUACGGAUUCCUCUUCAAGUGCUAUAUGAUCGCGUUUAACCAGGAGCUCAUUGGCGGCGCCGUUGCCAGCGACUAUCCGCGUCUGAUCGAGCAUAUAUUGCGUACGCCCAAGCUGCGCAUGCCCGAGAAUCUAUUGGCGGCCGUUAGCAAUCUGAAGAUCCUGCUCGGCCCGGCUGGCAUUGUGGGCAAGACGAGCAUUUUGCAGUAUGUAAACCAGAGUCUUGCGAUGUCGGCGGAAAAUUAGAUGGCCAGCAUUAAGUAUUACAUAUUGAAUAUGUACAACAAAGUGAAUAAGAAAUUAUACAUAUAAACAAAUACA